Molecule: messenger RNA, 3890 nt
Organism: Cyprinus carpio (common carp)
Lineage: Eukaryota; Metazoa; Chordata; Actinopteri; Cypriniformes; Cyprinidae
Gene: fam217bb
Product: protein FAM217B-like
Exons: 4
Coding region: 419-1924 (501 amino acids)
Source: RefSeq, a predicted model, not a curated record
CAGUAUCGUGCACUCUCACAGUAUCACCGUGAGUCUAUGACACCGUUGACUACAUUUCCCACACAACAAUGCGCCCUUCAGCAUCCACACAGCUGGAAAACACUCCUGCGUAAAUAUCUUCAUUUACAAGCUCCACACUAGUAAGCGCAUAUCGAUAGUGUACAGCAUGAGACAGAAUCGGACAGACCGCCUAAUUUGACCGAUGCGUCUCAUCACAGACGGCUGAUCCGGUCGUCGCUGAAUUAUUUAGGACAGAACGGUACUGAGCUGUGCGAGAGACAGUCAAUUGAUCGUGGGAGUGAACCUCACAUGAUCAAGAAAAAAAUGGAUAUGCCUUCGGAUCAAAAGACUCCGUGCAUGCAAUAGGAGAGAAUCCAUCCGUUCUAGGAGCUCCAGGCUGCUCUGAGGAGUGCCAGUGAUGGGAACGGUCUUACAGGAGCGCACCGCGCGUAACACUCAGAAUAAGCUUCGUUCGUUUGAUAGAACAAAAACUAAAGCAUUGGGACAUGCACCAAGCAAGAAAACCACAAAGGCACUUUUACAUCCACCACCGAAUCAUGGCAUCAGCCUGCCAUCUGAACCUGACUCUCAGCGAAGGUUAAGAAGGACGGUACUGGACAAAAUGUUGAUCAUAGCGAACCCCACAGACAGGCAACACAACACUAAGAUCAAAUCUCACGCAACUUCCAAAAAUGGACAGAAGGAGAGGCGACAAAGACAAAACAGCCAUGGUGCGAAUGAGAGUGGAGGCAGGGCUAAAAGUUCAAGUGUAAGGCCUGUAACUCCUCAUUCUGUACACGUGGAGAGAGAAGACUCAUCAGAGUGCAGAACCAAAGCUGAGAGCUGUACGCUACAAAGUAAAGAUGGAGAAGAGGACAGUGCCAGUGACCUCUCGGACUCUGAAAGGUAUUCUGUGCUUCCCACUCAAAUCUCUCCUCCUGACCUCAACCUACGUGCAGAGGUCAUAGAUCCGUCUGACUUUCAUGCCUCGAGACGUUCUUGUCAAGGGCACAACAAGUUCAGAGACAGCUAUCCAGACUUCUUACCGCCUCCUUUCAAUUCUUGGAGUCUCCAGCAGUUAGCUGUGUACUUGAACACCGAAGGCAAGGGCGUUCCUCGUCCCAAGCCCAUUGGGCAGCUUGAGAGAUACUUGGACCGGCUAUUGCAAUUGGAAUGGCAUCAAAUACAAACCGUCCAAGAAGACAGCAGCAAAUCCAAUGCUCCAUUACCUAAAGGUCGCCAUUUGCCUCAUUCGUCUUCUCAUCUCAGCCUCAGCUCUCCUAAAUGCAUCCUCCAGUGCCAGCGUGCGUUCCCUUUGGCGUUACUGUCCUCGUUUGCUAGUGCACCCACCCUUCAGCUUUCAAGCUGUAGCUGCCCACAUCGCCAGAUUCAGUAUCCCAUCUUGAAUGGCACAUGCCGCUCUUAUGCCUACCACCAGCACACACGGCUGAAUCCAUUCCUGGAGAAGAAGGGCCAGGCCUCAGGUUUGCCUAAAAGGAGCAGCAGUGAGAGCAGGGCUCAUCAGCCGGAACCCAGACACCGACCUCGAGAGCACAGACUCAGCGACCCUCUGAGCGAGAGCAGCCACUUGAGGCGCAUGCAGGCUAUCGGUAACAUUCGCAAUCCGGUUGGUUCAACACACAGUGUUGACCAUGUUUCUUCUACAGCUAAAACAGCCAGCAAUGCCAGUGUUGGUGAUGUAAAAAAGAGAAGGCCAGGACAAAGAAGUCAUUCUUGUGUGGCUAUGAGGGAGGUUGGCUAUAGGGCACGAGGACGCAGUGAACAAAGGAAGACCUUUGAUAAAACACAACAGCACACAGAAUUAGCUUGUGCUGUAAGUUCAGAUGGGUUACAUAGCUCAAAAGACUCUGUUACUAGUCGACUGACCCGGAGGCAAAAGCAUGUUGAAUUUGUCACAAAGUAACUUCAAUACAGUGGCCUGGAAAAUGUAUGAACUUCAUUACAUUAGAUAAGGAAAUAUCAAACCAAGUGGUAUAUUCUCUGAGAAAUGUAUUGCAGUGAAAUUUAGACCACUGAUCCCAGUGUUAUUAAAGUGAAUGUAUGAAGAACAGUGUUGGGGAAAGUUCAUUUUAAAAGUAAAGCAUUACAAUAUCGUGUUGCUCCUUAAAAAAGUAACUAAUUGUGUUACUUAGUUACUUUUUUAUGGAAAGUAAUAUGUUGUUACUUUUGCGUUACUUUUUCUCAUCUGGGCUCUGCUUGCUUGUUUGUUUUUAAUAAAAAAAAAGUUCUGUUUUUGGCAAAUGUAAAAGCGCUUUCACACCAAAUUGAAAUGAAUAAACCACAGGCUGAAGGAAAUGUAAAUUCCCGUCUGUACAGUAGAGGGCGCAGCUCAAACAAACCUUUCAGCCGUGCUGCCGCUCUGGAUUACAUGAAGAACAGGACAGGAGAAGAAAGUGCAACACUCUUCAGCAAUUAAAAAUAUGUUAUGUUUUCUAAAGUCAUUUUUGCUUAUUCGUAUGGUUGAAUUGGAUCAUCGGGACAUAAAUUAUAUCUGUGUUAUUUAACAUAUUUAAUUAUUGCAGGAUUGCAUUUCACUCUUUUUAUUGAUUUUGAGGAAUGCUGAAUUUGUUUUUGUGUAAGUGAGAUGAGUAAAUGCAUGUUCUCAUUUACUCUAGAUCUACAGUAGCAUCAUGUUCACACAACACCUCUGCACUCACUCCUAAUCUUUCUACAUGAGGGCAGGAGAGCUGUCAGUCAAUACAUGGGAAAACAGAGCACCUGGCCUUACUUAUUUGAAAAAGUAACUCAGAUAUAUUCUUUACUAAAUUAAAAAGUAAUGUGUUACUUUAAUAGUUACUUGAAAAAAUGAAUCUGAUUAUGUAGCUUAUGUUCAUUAUAACUUCUUCCCAACACUGGUCAGUUCAUCACAUUAACGUGAUGUUACACUAACUUUCAACAAACAGGAAGUUUCACAAUACUUAUCUUCAUUUUUCAACAUAUAUUAACUGAUUAUUUAAAACCUAACAAAUUAUAAUAAGAUGUAAAUGCCACUCGGCAGGGCUCUAGACUCAUUUUUAUCACUGGCCACACUGGUGCAACUUUCUCAAAUAGUCGCACCAGCACACGAUUCUAAUCCGGUGUUCAGUAUUACGACGAAUAUAUAACUUGCCCAAAGCAGUACGCCCCAUGUUGUUUUGCUUUUUUAAAAGAAUUAAAAUCAAUUUAGUUCAGUUGGUCAACAGACGCAGAUGAAAAGAACGAGAGGCGCUUUCAGUGUAUGGAAAGCCAGGAAGGUCAAAAGACACGUACAUUUUAACACGUAAACACCACGUCAGCACGCACUGUUUGCAUGUUGUUUAAGUGUUAAAAAUCUAUGCAUCAUGCAAACAACAUAUAAUCUACGGCUUCCUCCAUAUCAGUGCGAGCGGUUCAGGUGCACACGAGCGUGAAGGUGCGCGCAGCAAAAAUGACGAGGAAAUGAUAGGGCACAGCAUGUGGUGUAUGCUUUAUGUUUUUGUAAAUAAAUGUUAUACAUGCUAGUUUGUCAUUGUACUGUUUUAUUGUUGUUGUGCUUUGCAUUAAGACUUAUAAUGAAUCUAUCUUUCAAGCAUUCGUUUUAGUCUAAGAGAGUGAAAGGUGUAUAGAUGUAAGCACAACAGGCCAUUAUCUUUUCUUGGAAAAAGUAGAUACCAACAUCCCAAAAGCGUCCAAGUAGUGCUUUUUCCCGGAUGGCACACAUAGGUCUGCAAGAUGUCUGUUAAAGAUCGCUUCAUCUGGAAAGCGUCUGCUGUGUUUAAACAUCUGAUAGACAUCUGUAAGAUGUCAGGUUUACAUAAAAACAACCAAAAAGGUGUAACAGCUAAUGCUAACGUUGUCUGUACGCAGAGAAGGAGGGCAGAGGCCGUUUUGUUUGAAUGGAUGUCAAUGGA